This is a messenger RNA of Galendromus occidentalis (western predatory mite), 2171 nucleotides long. Its product is annotated as UTP--glucose-1-phosphate uridylyltransferase. The transcript is spliced from 2 exons. Lineage: Eukaryota; Metazoa; Arthropoda; Arachnida; Mesostigmata; Phytoseiidae. The record is from RefSeq and is a predicted model, not a curated record. Bases 238 to 1782 code for a protein of 514 amino acids. Gene Ontology annotation, biological process: UDP-alpha-D-glucose metabolic process. Gene Ontology annotation, molecular function: UTP:glucose-1-phosphate uridylyltransferase activity.
GUUGAUUCGUACCGACGUUCGAGGGAAGGCGCCACUCCGGGAGUAAGUUGUAGAUCCGGCUAACCUGCCCUGCCUGCACCGAUUGCGCCAAAGAAUCUGUCGAUUUCCAGAGCUGACAUCCGGCUCUUGACGAUAUAGCGCCUUUUUUUCUUUAGCGAAAGCUAGGCAAUCAUCAAUGCAGUGAGUGCUUGCUGUGCAGUCUUUCCUUAGAGGACAUCGCCCUCCGAAACUUGCAAGAUGGCAGCAUCUGGCGAUAUGAGUCACUUGGAGCUAAAAGUUGCGUUCGGGCAUCAUCGCAAAAUUUCGGACAGUGCGGAAUUCAAGGCCAUGACGAAGAUGGACGCGUGCUCAGCCAUGUCAACCGAAUUGGACAAGCUCUUGAGAACGGCACCCGAAGCUCAGCUUGUAACUACAAAAGCCGAAUUUGCUGGCUUCGAACGACUUUACGGGCGUUUCAUGUCCGAUUCGACGUCAACCAUCGCCUGGGACCGUAUAGAGCCGCUGCCAGCGACAGCGAUCAAGGAGUACAAGACAUUACCCGAACCAGCUGACGCUAAGCUCAAAGAAAUGCUCUCAAAAUUAGUCGUCGUGAAACUCAAUGGCGGUCUCGGAACGUCGAUGGGAUGCCAGGGACCGAAAAGUGCGAUCCCUGUGCGCAACGACCUCACGUUCCUUGAUCUCACCGUGCAGCAGAUCGAGUAUCUCAACAAAACCUACGAUUGCGAAGUUCCGCUGGUGCUGAUGAAUUCGUUCAACACCGACGAGGACACGAACAAGAUCCUCCGCAAAUACAAAGGCUUCAAAGUGCAAAUUUUCACCUUCCUUCAGUCGAGGUACCCGCGCAUCAACAAAGAAACUUUGAUGCCCAUCACGACCUCGCUUAUGAAUCCGGGCGUGGAAGACUUCUACCCUCCAGGUCACGGUGACUUCUACGAGUCGUUCGUGAACUCUGGUCUGGCCGAGCAUUUUCUCAAAGAGAAGCGGGAGUAUGUGUUCAUCUCUAAUAUUGACAAUCUCGGCGCCACCGUGGAUCUUAACAUUCUCAAUUGUCUCCUGCACCCAACGGAGGGAGAGAAGCCCGAAUUCGUCAUGGAAGUGACAGAGAAAACUCGUGCUGACGUCAAGGGAGGAACUCUGAUAGGCUACGAGAAGCGGCUACGACUACUCGAGAUCGCUCAGGUGCCUCUGGACCACGUCGAUGAGUUCAAAUCGGUGAAGAAAUUCAAAAUUUUCAACACGAACAACUUGUGGAUCCGCCUGGAUCGCAUCAAGCAAGCCGUGGAAACACACGCGCUUUCCAUGGAAAUUAUCAUCAACCAUAAGCAUCUGGAUGAUGGUACAAAUAUAGUCCAGCUCGAGACCGCCGCGGGUUCUGCCAUAAAAGACUUCUCAAACUCUUUCGGCAUUAAUGUACCAAGGUCGCGUUUCCUCCCCGUGAAGAAAACCUCCGACUUGAUGUUGGCCAUGAGUAAUCUGUAUGCGAUGAGGAACGGCUCUUUGCAGAUGAGCCCCUUGCGUGCAUUCCCGACGGUACCUCUGAUCAAACUCGGCGAUGGACAUUUCGCCAAAGUCAGGGAGUUCCUUAAGAGGUUUGCGUCGAUCCCCGAUAUCCUAGAACUCGAUCACUUGACGGUUUCCGGCGACGUGACGUUCGGGAAGGGCGUCGUUCUUCGCGGCACGGUGAUUGUCAUCGCGAAUCACGGCGACCGCAUCGAUAUACCACCAGGCGCCAUCCUCGAGAAUAAGAUCAUGUCCGGCAACCUGCGGAUUCUCGAUCAUUAGAACUAGAAAGUUAUCGAACUGCGGGAGAGGAGUAUCCCCAGCUUCAUACUCGAGAAAUCACUGAGCGGUUGGACGAACACAUCGGUAUAGGAAGAAACCAAAUGUUCCAUGAGAAUCGAAUCUCCCAUGAGACCCCACCCGCGACGGUGGUCAACUCUCGAAAGCUGGACUUUCGAUUGUCCUAGUCAUAUAUGGAUUUUUAUUCAUUCGGUUGGAAGAGAGUUCUAUGACCUGCGAAAUCUUCCGCGUCAAAGUGAAGGAUCAGCGUUCUUCGACGAGGCUCACUGGUCGCGGCGGCAGUCAUCUGAGAAAAACAGUGAUGUUUGCCUAUCUUACACGAAUUGACUUGUUGGAUUUUAAAAUAAAUGUUAUCUCCAUGUUCGAAGAGG